Molecule: messenger RNA, 1084 nt
Organism: Cryptomeria japonica (Japanese cedar)
Lineage: Eukaryota; Viridiplantae; Streptophyta; Pinopsida; Cupressales; Cupressaceae
Product: peroxidase 73-like
Exons: 6
Coding region: 1-1050 (349 amino acids)
Biological process (GO): hydrogen peroxide catabolic process; response to oxidative stress
Molecular function (GO): heme binding; peroxidase activity
Source: RefSeq, a predicted model, not a curated record
AUGCAAGAUGGUUAUGAAUGGGCAAGGAUCGCAGAUAAUCAAACUACCUUCGAGAGUGCAGUUAAGAAACUGAUUAAAGAACUCCAAGAUACCAGAGCUCCACCCUUCAACAGGGUCUUUAUUUUGGUAGAGAGAGGAGAGACUCAAUCAAGCCUGCUUAGUACUAAUUUUUAUGCCAAUUCCUGUCCCAAGGUUGAGGCUAUUGUAAAAAAUGUUGUUAGUUUGAAAUUUAAUCAGACAUUUGUUACUGUUCCUGGGACGCUGAGGCUUUUUUUUCAUGAUUGCUUCGUUGAGGGAUGUGACGCCUCUGUGAUUAUCCAAUCUACUGCGAACAAUACGGCGGAGAAAGACUUUCCAGACAACUUGUCCCUGGCUGGGGAUGGAUUUGAUACUGUAAUCAAAGCGAAGCAAGCUGUAGAGAACGUAUGUCCUAAUAUCGUGUCAUGUGCUGAUAUCCUAGCCAUUGCUACCAGAGAUGUUAUACGACUGGCUGGAGGCCCAACGUAUAGCGUGGAGUUGGGGAGAAGAGAUGGACUCAUAUCUCAAGCAUCCAGAGUCAGUGGAAACCUGCCCAAGUCUUCAUUCAAUCUCGAUCAGUUGCUCUCUCUCUUCAACAACAAGAGCUUAUCUCUGAUAGAUCUGAUUUCUCUAUCUGCGGCACACACAGUAGGGUUUUCUCACUGCAAUCAAUUUUCGAGCAGAAUUUAUAGCACUCCAAUUGACCCCACUCUGGAUCCUACUUAUGCGAGUCAACUACAAGGAAUGUGUCCAAAAAAUGUGGAUCCUACCAUUGCUAUUAAUAUGGACCCUACAACUCCUAAUAUAUUUGACAAUGUCUACUACCAAAAUCUCCUAAAUGGUAAGGGCCUUUUCACUUCUGAUGAGGUAUUAUUCACAGACGGACGGUCCAAACAAACUGUUCAACUCUAUGCAAAGAAUGUCUCUGCAUUUAAUCAAGGCUUCAUAAAUGCAAUCACAAAUAUGGGUCGGAUUGGUGUUAAGGUGGGAAAUCAAGGACAAAUUAGAAAAGAUUGCAGCGCUUUCAAUUAGUAAGGCUGAUUCUUAGAUUUCUCAAUCAAUUUAA